AUGGUCUCGGUCCUGCCGCUCGAGGCCUGGUGUCUAGUCAACGAACUCCCACUCGAAGACGCGGAUGGUAUCAGAGCUCUCUCCGUGCACGAUGAACUACGCGCGUUUAUCACCGUCCGGGCAAAGGAACAUCUCAAAGAUGCAACAGAAGAGCACCUGAGAUAUGCAAGGAUUCUCCAUUUCCUCCACAACACUCUCGCACUCGUCAACUAUCGUCUCCCCGCAGAGAUCCUCUCUAUGAUCAUCGCUUACUCCUGGACGAAAGGCCGCGAAGCGACACUCGUAUGCCGCAGAUGGCGUUCUGUAUCCCUCACCACGUCACUCUUCUGGACCCAGGCGCUCCAGGAGGCACAUUCAACAUACGGAGAUCUACAGGUCAAAAAUCUCAAGAUCCUCAUAGAUCGGUCGUGCCGCCGCGGCCUAGAAGCCUCUGUCACCGACCUUUCUCCACAGAUCCACCCUCACAUUAUGGCAUCUGGCGCCCGAUUCACCGCCUUUUCGUUCCGGAUAAACAAUUCCGAGGAGUUGUCUACGUUCCACGACCUCGUCGCGGCGCGCUCUCUCCCCAACCUCAUCGGCCUCUCGGUUCUGAUGGGGAAUUCCCAAAGCAGCACUGAUAUAUGGCUGCCCACAUACGAAGCCACCCACCUCCUUUCCCCCUUUGAUGUCUACCCAAUGCCCCGGCUCCAUAAGCUUGUCGCUCCGCUGUGGUAUUUUCCACUCUUGGUCACCGGUACUCUCCGCAUCCUUGAGCUCUUGGGUCCCUUCCUUGUGAUGUACACAAUGGACCACAUCCGCAUCGCGCUGCGCAAUUGUCCGCACAUUGUCGAUCUCAGUCUCAUCUGCCUACCAGAACACGGGCUCUUGGCCGACCUUCCUCCCGACGAAACAAUCACCCAGCGCUCCCGGCGCCCCAUUCAUUUCACAUUGCUCAGCACUCUCAGACUUCAAUUUCUAGGCGAAGUCAGCAUACAAGCCACCAUGUCCAUACUCUCUUUCCCCACCUCCGCCUUCGUCGACGUCCUGGAUUAUUUCCAUCCGACUGUUCUACAUCUCCUGGACGGAAAUCCCGCCUGGGCGAAACACGCCUUCUCUCGCAUCACCUCUCUCGUCGCCGAGGACGUAGGCGGGGACAGAGGUCUCACCUCGCUACUCGCGUCAGCCCACGACGAACCCGUCUUCCGCCUCAUCUCCCGCCUCGCCCUCGAUCGGCCAACGUUCCUCAUCGCGUUCCAACAAGCGCCGAUCACUAGCCUCCGCCUCAGCAGCAUGUUCCAGGCACCCGUCGGCGAACAGCGCUGGCACUUCGCGACCAUCCUCCGCGCGUUCCCCCAGCUCCGCGCGCUCGAGCUGUACGGCCCCAUCGCGGACGUCUUCACGUUGUUUACCGACCACAGUAAGGGUCUCAUGGACGAGUCCUGUCGUACGCCGGGGGAGGAGCCGCGGAUCGUCUGCCCGCGCCUGGCGCAUCUCAAGCUCACGAUCCUCGUCGACCAGGCGUGUCGCCUGCGCGUGCCGCUCGUCGACGGGCACCUCGACGCGGCCGCGGCGCACGUCCGCGACGGGUACUUCAAGCCGCUCGCGUACAUCCUCGCGUGCCGGACCAGACUGGGCGCCGCGCGGCUCAAGUCCCUGCAGGUCACCCUCGAGUGGGCGGCGGAGAGGGCGUCGGACGGCGUGGUGGAGCUCGAUGGGGGCGCGUGCGAGGUGCCGGCGGACCUGCGCGGCUGCGUCGACGGACCGGUGGUUGUGGAGGCGACCGGACGGCUUCGGUUCAAGUGA
Molecule: messenger RNA, 1782 nt
Organism: Epithele typhae
Lineage: Eukaryota; Fungi; Basidiomycota; Agaricomycetes; Polyporales; Epitheliaceae
Exons: 1
Coding region: 1-1782 (593 amino acids)
Source: RefSeq, a predicted model, not a curated record